Messenger RNA from Staurois parvus, 2316 nucleotides. The record is from the annotation of a GenBank genome assembly. Lineage: Eukaryota; Metazoa; Chordata; Amphibia; Anura; Ranidae.
UUGCAGAGCACAGAGGAGGAGCCUUCCCAAGUUCCGCCUAUAAGCCAGUUGGCCUUGGAAAAGAGCAAAGAUAAUCUGCUGAGAACUGCAAGUCAGCAUUCUGAUAGCAGUGGCUUUGCGGAGGACACAUCGGGUGACUGCCUCCUAACAAAUCCUCUACCGGUUCAAGACUCUUUGCAAGCAAUGGGAAGUAGUGCUGACAGCUGUGAUAGUGAAACAACAGUAACCUCUGUAGGAGAGGACCUAAGAACCCCACUUGCAAUUGAUCAGAGGGAAUCCAUUGACUUAGAAGAUGAUGAGUUCUUAACUCCCGUUGACCGAAAAUCAUUUUUUGAGGAAAAUGAAAUAAGCAAGCAACUCUUAAUGGCCAAUACACCAGGAUGCAGUCAAAAUGAGGUGUGCAAGACUAGCAGGGACCUCAGCUCUGUUGUGGAUAAUGCUCAGGAGAUAAGUGAGAAAGUUUAUGAUUUACAGCAGGACUGUACAGCAGAUAGUGAGUUGGAAACACACAGUGAAUAUGAUGAUAUUUCCUACACCACUCACCAUAUAUCGGAAACCUUGGACCGUUUUUCUGACCAUGACUGCUAUCGUGGUUUUAGUAGAACUGAUGCAAGCCCUGUGGAUCGUGUUAAUACUGCGCUACAAAGGGCUCAAAAGAAACUGUUUGGUUCUUCUGAAACAAUAGGGACAAGACCUGGGCGUAGCCGGGUCUCUUCAAAGGAUUUGCUGAGGCCGAGGCACAUGGUAUCGAGCUCUGGAUACCCACUGAGGAGGACUCAGUCUUUGCCUUCUGCAAUUUUAAGUCCUGUAAAAGUGGUUUCCAAAGUGAAUAUUGUCUUAAAUUCUGGCAAGGCAACUAUGUGUAGUAGCCCCCCAUCAUUUUCCUACAAGUAUACCCCAGAAGAAGAUGAAUCCUUGGAACAAAUAGAUGAAGUAGAAACCUCCCCUAAAUCUACAGCAUACAGGUCCCCAGUAUUGGAUACCAAGGAGGCCCAGAAAAGUAACCAGGGGCAAGUGUCAGAAGAUCAACUUAACAGAUCACAAUCCUGCACAAUACAUGUCCCAUCACACAGGUCUCAUUCUUCCUGUUCCCUCCACUCCCUGCAAUCUGACUGGCAUGAGCGACCGCUAUGUGAACAUUCAAGAACAUGGAGUACCCAUAGCGUUCCUAACUUUUCUGGUGCCACAUGUGGUUCAGUAAUGUCCCAGUUUUCCUGUCCACUUAAUCAGAGGUUUGCAUAUGGAUCACUUCAGAGAUCCUGUUCUGGGUGUGCUUUGCCUUUAAGCUCACCACCGUCCACUACUGAAAUGCAGCUACGCCGGGUCCUUCAUGACAUCAGGAGUUCACUGCAAAAUCUUUCACAGCAUCCAGUAAUGCGGGGGAAUGACAUGGCUUCUUCUGGCAUGUAUAACACCUCAAGGUCAUCCAUGUUGUCCCUUUAUGAAAAUACUUUCCAGGAACUUCAGAUAAUGAGAAGAAGUUUGAAUCUCUUCCGAACACAAAUGAUGGACUUAGAGCUGAAUAUGUUACGGCAGCAGACUAUGGUUUAUCAGCAUUUGUCUGAAGAUGAAAGGUAUGAGGCUGAUCAGCUGCAGGGACUGAGGAACUCUGUGCGAAUGGAGCUGCAAGAGUUGGAACUUCAGCUGGAUGAGCGAUUGAUGACUCUUGAGGAGCAACUCCGCAAUUACCACAUCUCCUCACCUUUCCAGCAUCAGGUGGCUAUGGGUAUGUAUGGAGGAAGAGGAAGUACUGACAGUCUGUUGUUCACCUCUCCCUUGAAUGUCAUAGAACCAGUGUCUGAGUUGAUUCGAGAACAGUCACACUUGAAGUCAGAGUUGGGCCUCGAAGACAUUAGAUUGGAACCCGGCGCCGACCAAUGUGAUUCUGUCUUAUCUCAAGCAGCCUCUGAUUCAUCUUCAGUGUGCUCCAGUCCACGAUAUAGGAACAGGAAAGGUCCUCUAAACACUUAUGACGUUGUUGAUAAGUCUAAAGCACAAACCUCUCCCAGCAAAGCUGUAUACCGUGCUUCUGUAGCUCUAACACCAAGUCCUCCAGUAAGAGCCAAUCAGAAUGCUACAACAGAAGAACCUGGAAACUUGGAUUCAGCAGAGAGGUCAGAGUUGGAAACUGUGACACCUGUGUCUGAGGGAGGAACACGCUGGAGUCCUGAAGAAAGCAGAGAAUUGCAGCAAGUAAUACGAGAGAUCAAAGAAUCUAUUGUUGGAGACAUCAGAAGAGAGAUAGUAAGUGGACUUCUAGCAGCAGUAUCCUCUCCUAUUCGCUCUUUGGAUGGAAAAACAGAUGGGAGAGUUUAG